AUGCAGCAUCGUGUUUCUAGUCCUCAGGACUGUGUGCACCGAUUCGGAAGGAAACUUAGGGAAGCUGAGCAAAGCAGGGCUGCCCCGGAUCACGGCUUGAGUGUCACUCGGAGGUUUUCCUUUCUCUCGAAGGGCACCGCGACGGAACUGGCCUUAGAGGUGGGGAACGGGACCCAGGCCCCGGAAGACAAAGCCCACGAGCCCCAGGGGCAGGACGACGCCCGACCCGCAAGCGGAGGAAGCGAGCCGCCCCGAGCAGGAGCGCCCGCGCGUCCCGGGGAAGGCCGUCCUUCUGGGAGCAGAGAGGAUGCGGCCAGCGGGGAGAGCCGGAGGGACCUUGUCUCCCUGCAGGGGGCCAGCACCUGCCCUAGCCAGGGUGGCCGAGGCAGCCCGUCCAGCGCCAGGGAAGAGACAGGCGUGCGGCGAGAGAGCGCGCCGUCCCAGCCGCAGGCCGCCCCCCGGAGAGCGCCUGCCGCGGUGGGGGGAGCCUCGGUAGUCGCAUCCGCCGUCCCGGGGAUGAUGCUGGAGGAGGACAGCAGGCCUCUCUCGGCACACCCGCUGAGUUUGUCCUGGGUCUUUGGCUACAACAACAAGCUGCCUGUUUUCAACCUGCUGGAUGAGGACCUCCGAGUGAUUCUGUACGUCUCGGCUCACACGGCUGUAAUCCAUGACGUGCCCAGGUGCAGGCAGUACCUGCUGCAGGGACACACGAGCUGCAUCUCGUGCAUCUGCAUGAGCGACGACCGGAGGUGGAUCGCCACGGCUGACCGGGGUCGCGAGAGCUUGGUGAUCGUUUGGGACAGCUACACGGCGGUUCCUGUGCACACGAUCUUUGACAGCCACCCGGAGGGAGGCAUUGCCGCUAUCGCCAUUUCCCACGAUGCCAAGUUUCUGGCUACCGUCGGGGCCGGAGAAGUGCAGAAAGUCUGCAUUUGGAGGUGGACCUCAGCUGAGACGAGCCCCGUCUGCAGCGUGGAGAUCCUGCCGCAGUUUGGCUUCCAGGGCUACAUCGCGUUUAACCCCCGAGACCACAGGGAGCUGCUCAGCAACAGCACCACCCAGGUCAUCUUCUACCUGUGGGACUGCAGCACCUUGAGCUACCACGCUCCCCUCCUGACAGAGAAGACAUUCAACAAGGCUGUGGGACUCUUCAGCCAGUCCCUGUUUCACUUCAGCUCCACGCAAGCGAUCACCGGCACGCUGGAUGGGAAGGUGGUGGUCUGGGAUGCCGUUUGCUCCCCCUCCAAGAAGAGGACCGCAUGCACGAAACCACACAACAUGAAAGCCGUCAAGGUCAUGCACUUGCAGAAAGAUGGGAUCACCGUCCUUGCCGUCACGGACCACAAUUUUGUGACUUGCGAUGUCAAAGGCCACGUGAAGUUCUACGACGGAGACUUGCAGCUCCUGCACUGGUACAGCCAGUUCAAACUGGGGCCCAUCCAGUCCAUCUCCUUCUCCAAGAAGCCGGCAUGUCCCACGGACAUCACCAAGUAUCCCACUUCCUGCACCUUGACUGGCCACCCCUUCAUUGUCAGGAAUUUUGUGCUCGCCACGACCGAUGCUGUGGUGGUUCACGUCAGGCCGGAGGGGAUGAAGAUCAGCAAGUGCCUGGAGGAGCCCAAGGAGGCCGUGCACGCCCUCGCCUGCCACCCGAGCAAGCCCCUCGUGGCCAAAGGGAGCCACUGCGGCCUCCUCAAAGUCUGGAACCACCAGCUCAACAGAUACCUUGUCAGCCGCAUCUUCAAGGGAGCGUGUCUCCGGAGCCUCUGUUACAACCACGACGGAUCCUUGCUGGCAGCCGGCUUCGGCGACGGGAGCGUCUGCAUCCUCGAUUCUGUCUCUCUGGAAGACGACUGCCCAGAGCCCUUCCAGGGCUCAAGCGGUGCUGUCACGCUCCUUAGCUUCUCCCACGACUCCCAGUACCUCGCCAGUGCAGAUGAAAACGUUUCGGUGACCCUUUUCAAAAGAGUCGCUGCAGGUGAGGAGAAAGUCUGGGAGCGCCUGGCAGCUCUGCACGCUCACUGCAAGCCGAUCCGCACCAUCCUUUUUGGGGUUCAUCUGGACAGCAACGAGCCCCGGCUCUUAAGUCUCGGCGAAGACCGGCUCCUGGUGGAGUACGACCUGCCCCACAGCGUCCAAGACGAGCUGGUGGUGCUCCGGAGGGACCGCAUCGAGCAGAGCGCCAUCCCCAAGUGCAUCGCCUGGUACCCGCCUCUCACGAAGGAGUAUUUUUUCCUCACGGCCAACGAUCACUACAAAAUGAAGCUUUAUAACGUGACUACAAAUUUGUGCAGGAAGACUGUUCUGGGACCAACCUACGGCUCUCCCCUCGAGAAGAUCCUGGUUCUGCCAGCCACGGAGGAGGAUGAUCUGCAGAGUCGGUAUUUGGCCUACAUCACGAAAGAUAAGGUUGGCCUCCAGAUCUUGCCCGUUGACGGGAACCCGCACAAGUCCUCGGCUUUCAUUUGCCACCCAGCAGGUGUCUCCAACCUCGCCUGCUCCUACGACGGGCGCCACCUCUUCACGGCGGGCGGCGAGGACCUGACCGUGAUGAAAUGGGACGUCAAUUUAGACGCUCUGGAAGCCGCUGUCUUUCUGGGUGGUGAAGAUUUGACCCCAUUCUACAAUCUUCUGGAAGGUGGCAGGACGGGCGAGUUCUUCAGGGAGCUAGAAGACUAUUUUUACUAUGCCCAGCUGUGUCACCAAGGCAUUGACACCAUGGAGCCCCGGAAGGUGUCCACACACAUCCCCUUGGAACAAGUGCCCUUUGUCAUGCAGGCAAUGGGGUUUUACCCCUCGGAAGAGCAGAUAGAAGACAUGUUAAACGAGGUCAAGUUCAGCGAAUAUCUGGACACCGGAAAGCAAGUGACCCACAUCAAUUUAGGCGACUUCAUCAAACUGUACGUCAAUCAUCGCCCAGCGUUUGGGCUGGCCGCGAGAGAGAUCCAAAAUGCCUUCCGGGUGUUGGGCUACAAGAACGAGAGCCACGAGCUGGCCCUGGACCGGGAGGAGCUGCUGCUGCUGCUGCAGCACCGAGGAGAGCAUUUCACCGAAGAGGAGCUGGCGGAGCACCUCACCACUCUGCUGGGCCUGAAUCCCGAGGGAGGGCGCUUGGAGGUUGGCGCUUACGACCCCACAGGUGCAGAUGCCUUUAUUGAAGCAGAAAUUCCAGAGGAAAUUACGGCUGCACAUUUCACGAAGGAUAUUCUUGGGUUGCCUGUUCCUGACCCAGUUCCAGCAGAGGCAGAAGGCCCAAAUGAACCCGUAAACAUUGUUUUGUCAUCGAAGUCUGUAUAACUUCUCAUGGUUCCCAGUUUUUUCCCCUUAUUUGGUGUAACUGCCUUGUUUACCCUGAAGUCCUUUUAGAAAUAGUUGGGGCAGUGGGUGGUUAAUGCAAUGCAAUUGCAGCUUGCCUGGCAGAGUAUCAACCAGAGUAUCUGAAUGUCAAAAAAUAAUUCCAGGUUGGUCUAGAGUAAAUUGAUUCUGGAGCCAGUCUCCCAACUCA
Messenger RNA from Varanus komodoensis (Komodo dragon), 3505 nucleotides. It is a transcript of the gene CFAP251, whose product is annotated as cilia and flagella associated protein 251. Bases 1 to 3297 code for a protein of 1098 amino acids. The record is from RefSeq and is a predicted model, not a curated record. The transcript is spliced from 20 exons. Gene Ontology annotation, cellular component: sperm flagellum. Gene Ontology annotation, molecular function: protein binding. NCBI's taxonomy places the organism in Eukaryota, Metazoa, Chordata, Lepidosauria, Squamata, Varanidae.